UUGCUGCAGCACGACCUGGUUGCCAGCGCCAGUCGGUGUUGCUGCAGUGGAUUAGCAUUUCUUUUUAAGGCGCUGCGUGCAGAGAGCAGAGUCCAGUGUUGAUGUGAGAGCUCCGUGAAGAUGCAGCGUAUCUACAUGCACAGCAACGAGCACUUUGACGUGUUCACCACCGUCCUCGCGCCGCAAGUCAGGAAUCGAUACAGAGCAGAGGCUGAGAAGAUGGUGGUGGUGCGCAGCUACAGUCCCCACUGGCCAGAUGAGCUGGAGCUGGCUGCUGGUGACGUCAUUGUGGUUCUGUCCCAACAUGAGGAGGGGCGGUGGUUCGGGCGUCUGCAGGAUGGCCAGCAGGGCUACUUCCCCGCCUCUUGUGUCGUGGAGCUGGGCCAGGAUAAAAGCGUAAGGAGGAGCACGUCUCUGAGAACCUCGUCCUCGGAUCAAGACGGGGGCGCACGCCGCAACAGUGCGAGUGGACACAUUCUGCAGGCGCUCAGGAGGGGGAGCCGAGGAGGAGGAGGUGCAGGGGAAGCGGGCCUGGAUGGCGGCCAGGAUGGCAGCGAGGCCCCCGUGCCCCCAUCGCGGAGGCCCUCCUACACCCCGCAGCUCCAACACGCGAGUCCCCAGAUGCAGCGCUCCUCGCCGGGCCUGCUGCACAGGAUCUUGUCCAGGUGCCGCAGGAAGAGCGACUGCCAGGGGGCCACCAACGGGGCCUUUGAGGAGGACUAAGGACUAAGGGGCAGGUAUUCUGGCUCCCGGUUGGUGAUGUCACAAGGUUUCAUGGCAGCUCUUGGUGUGACAUCACAAAUGGGGCGUGGCUUCACAACCAAAACUUUUUUCCUCGUUUUUUUUCCUUGUUUAAACAAUCAAAAGCUGUUCUUUAACCCUUUGGAUGUCUUAGGUGGUCUUCCCCAUUACCCCACCUAAUUAAUAUGCCCCCCCCCAACCUAUUCAUUAAAAAUCUGUACACAAAAAUCUAUCUUAUGUUACUACAAUAUAUCAUAAUAAUACAACAAAAGCAAUCACAUCUAAUUACAGUUUUGUUAUACUAACUCUGGUAAAUAUCUAGUGUCUAUCUAAUGUCCCCCAAACAAUUAGUUAAGCAAAAAACUCAAUAUUGCCCAACCAAUCCCAAAAAAUAAUGAUAAGAAUUCAAAAUAUUUAUUAAAAAUCACACUAAAUUGACCUAUAUAAUAAUACAAAGUAUGCAUAUAACAAUGAUAAAUGAAAUUCAAUGUAGCAAAUAAUUAAAAAAAAAGAGUUGCUGCACUAACUCUUACUAAAUUUCUCAGCCGGGGGUGUUUUUUUCCUCCGAGGACCGCAUGCAGAAACAUUUCAGGCCGCUCUUAUAUGCACUUAUUUCUAACAGCCAUGCAGACUGUAGUCGCGGGCCAAUAAAAAAGUAGCCCCGGGCCUCACUUUGGACACCCCUGACGCAGGGUGACGAGUGCAUAGUAAAAAGUGCAUGAAAAGUAUAUACGUGCUGUUGAAUAGUCACAUGCAGACUUGAACAAUGCCAUUGCUUGUGUCACCAUCAAGUUUGUGUGAGGGUGCACUGUAAAUAUGUGAAGGUGGAGCCUGUUUUUAUCAUUAAACAACCAGCAAAUCCAUCCCACAAGUCCAAUUCUGCCUUUUUCCACUAAAUAAUAGUAAUGUAGUUGAUGUGUGAUGGUUGCCAUGGCUACGCUAAAACAUCUCACCAAUGAACAUCCCACCCCCCACCCACACACACACACACAAUGCUAGCCUUGGUCUUGACCUCUGUGGACAUACACCCCCUCCCCUCCGAUAUUGACGACGCAUACAUCAUCAACAUGGACUUUCCCGCCAAAAGAGCAUGUAGCGAGGGUGUGUGGUGGUGGUGUUGGUGGGGGUUCAUGGUGCCUGCCAGAUGACUGCUCUGUCAGCCCGAUAAUGGCCUGCCAUCUGCUGUCUAGCAUUCACAAAAGGCGGUGUGCGUGUGUGCGUGCGUGCAUGCAGAUAGGCAGGUGGGUGUGGUCGCGCGCACAUGCGCGCAUACAAAUCAUACAAGUGCUAUGAACCUUUAGGAUGCACACCCAUCCCAGCCCUGCGUGUAUGACAGCAUUCAAUACUGAAAAUAGAACGUCCACUGAAAUGUUAUAUAUUAUAUGUGUUGAUCAUACGAGUGAAUUGUAUUUAGCAUUUUAUUUUUUAAAUUUAAUUUUGUUGUCCUUUCUAUUUUUUGAGCAUUUGAUCCUAUUAAAAAUAAUUA
Molecule: messenger RNA, 2227 nt
Organism: Dunckerocampus dactyliophorus (ringed pipefish)
Lineage: Eukaryota; Metazoa; Chordata; Actinopteri; Syngnathiformes; Syngnathidae
Product: caskin-1
Exons: 5
Coding region: 121-723 (200 amino acids)
Molecular function (GO): protein binding
Source: RefSeq, a predicted model, not a curated record